AUUCAAUUAACUAUUGUGUUUAACUAGCCAGACCUCGAGGCAGGACUUCAGCUCGGUGAUCGCUACAGUAAAAUGUUUCUUCAGUGUUUUAUGUUCAGGAGCUGAGAGGAUGUCAGACAGACAAGUGACAAUGGAGCUCAGCCACAAUGGAGAACGCCAGUCUGCAGGUUCGAAGCAGGAGCAGCAGGGCGCUGUCGUCAGCUUCCAUAACAUCCACUACAAGGUGGAACAAGGAGGAGGCUGUCUGUGUCGGAAGAAAGUUACAACCAAAGACAUCCUCAUUGACCUCAAUGGGAUCAUGAAGCCGGGUCUGAACGCCAUCAUGGGAGCGUCAGGAAGUGGCAAGUCAUCGUUCCUGGAUGUUCUGGCAGCCAGGAAGGACCCUGCAGGCCUGUCGGGAGAAGUUUUGAUCGACGGAGCUCCUCAGCCUCCAAACUUCAAGUGUCUGUCUGGAUACGUGGUGCAGGACGACGUGCUGAUGGGAACCCUGACGGUCAGAGAGAACUUCACCUUCUCAGCGGCGCUUCGUCUCCCAGCGGCCGUCUCUCAGCAGGAGAAAGAGCAAAAAGUGAACAAACUGAUCCAGGAGCUGGGAUUGGGCCAAGUGGCCGACUCCAGGGUGGGCACCCAACUGUUUCGUGGGAUCUCCGGCGGCGAGAGGAAGAGGACGAGCAUCGGCAUGGAGCUGAUAAUUGACCCGCCUGUCCUUUUCCUGGACGAACCAACCACGGGCCUCGACGCCAGCACUGCCAACUCGGUGCUGCUGCUGCUCAAGAGGAUGGCAAACUACGGUCGCACCAUCAUCCUGUCCAUCCACCAGCCUCGAUACUCCAUCUACCGCCUGUUCGACAGCCUCACCUUGCUGGUCAACGGCAAACAGGUUUACCAUGGUCCAGCACAGAGAGCACUGGAGUAUUUCUCAGACAUUGGAUACACCUGCGAGCCCCACAACAACCCUGCUGACUUCUUUCUGGAUGUCAUUAAUGGACAAUCCGCCAUACCCCUCAGCAAAAUGGGGAGCGAAGAUUUAGAGUUUACUUCGAUACCCAGACAGGCAAUCGAGGAAAAACUCAUAGAGGAAUACAGAAACUGCCACGAUUUCAAAGAGACCAAAACAGAGCUGGAGAGGAUAGUUCAGGGUAAGCAGAUCACCACCACUCCUCCCUCCAGAACCAUCACCUACAACACCAACUUUCUGACCCAGUUUAGGUGGGUUCUCAAGAGAACUUUCCGCAACCUCCUGCUCAACCCUCAGACCUCCAUCGCUGAGAUAACAGUAACCUUGUUCCUCGCUGUGUUCGUAGGAGCCAUUUUCUUCAGCGUCAAAAAUGAUCAAAGUGGAAUACAGAACAGGUCUGGCGUUCUCUUCUUCAUCUCUAUGAAUCAGUGUUACAGAUCUCUGUCAUCUGCUGACCUCUUCAUCUCAGAGAGAAAACUCUUCAUUCACGAGUAUAUUAGCGGUUACUACAGACUGUCUGUGUACUUCCUGUCUAAGAUCCUGUUGGACAUCUUAAUGAUGAGGACCAUCCCCGCCAUCAUCUACAGCUGUGUAUCAUAUUUCAUGAUUGGCCUAAAGCCGACAGUUGAAGCCUUCUUCCUCUUCAUGUUAGCUGUGGCUCUGGUCGCCUACACGGCCACCUCCAUGACUAUAGCCAUCUCAGCCGACCAGACAGUGGUGGCCAUCGCCAACAUUUUUACGACCAUCUGCUUUGUCUUCAUGAUGAUCUUUGCAGGUUUGCUUGUGAAUCUUCCCUCCAUCGUCAGCUGGCUUGCUUGGUUAAAAUACUUCAGUAUACCAGGAUAUGGCCUCACUGCUCUGCAGAUUAACGAGUUUCGUGGGCUGGAGUUCUGUAAAAAGGUUAACAACAGCAUCACUCCAGGAGGACUCGCCUGUACCGGGGAGGAGGUUCUGGACAGGCAGGGCGUGGAUUACUCUACAUGGGGCUUCUGGCAGAACUACGUAGCUCUGGCCAUCAUGAACGUCUGCUUCCUCAUCAUCGCCUUUUUUAAACUACGCUUCAUCAAGAAGUUCACCUAGACCUUCACUGCUAUUUUGUCAGUGGAUCCUCCAGAUCUCUAAUAAUGAUGAUUUGUUAAAUAAUGAGAAUAAUUUAUGGCAAAGGUAAUAAUAAUUUAUGCAGUCCAUACUAACCCUAGAGUACUCAACUAGUAUUUCUUCUGUAUAUCUUUUUUUUUUUUUUUUGCAAAGCUCAGACCAAAACUUCAGUUCGAGAAGAACAUAGACAUAAAAAGAUAAUGGGCAGAGGAUCAUAAAGACAAACACAUGCACACACAAGAUUAAAGCGUUACAGUCAGACUGUAAAGUAGGUGUGUGUAUGUAAGCAGACACUCACUUCCAUAGCAACCGUGGCUAUAAACAGUGCUAGCGUGCAUGCAUGUGUGUGUGAUGUUACGAAAUCUCUAGUUCCAGUUGGGUAACAUCAGUAAUGACUGGAAGGAUAGAGGUAGAGAGGUAGACACACACCUUUGUGUCAGGGAAAAUCUAAUUGAGUAACUGUUUCCAUGAACUGUUUAAUGUGCCCUCGAGCAAGGCAGCGGCAAAACAGAUUUAACUCCCCAAACCAAACCAAAUGUUGGACUUUUCCAAACUAAUCUUAUCCUGACAACAGACUGAAUCUGAGACAAAAUGUCAUAUCAAAUUAAUCUUAGAGCUUUAAUGCUUCACUUAACUCUGCUGGAAUGAAUUACGUGAGACAUUAAAAGGGAUUAAAAACCUGGAGGGGAAACCCCGGGUGGAAAAAGUGUAGUCUCUCCACAUAACAACUGAAGUCAAGGUGACCUGUCGGGCUUACCGGCUUUAUUUAAACUCCACACAGCAAGAAAAACAAUUGGCUGAGUCUUAUUCAUUUAAUAAUAAUAUUGUGUUUUUUCUUAUCUAACAUAUUACUUCUCUUCAGCUUCAGUCUUUUAGCACAGUUUCAUGUAUGGUGGCUGUCAGGGGCACAUUAAAGCACCAUUUUCAACCAACUGAUUGAGCUAGGAGCGACUUUUGGGGUAUACCUCAAAUCAAGGUAUCAUCAUUUCAAAAAUAUGCCAUGGAAGAUACAAGAAUGUUGGAAAGUCAUUUGCUGGUAUGCAGAACAGCAGAGAUGUAAACACAGCAUGUUGGUGUGGAACAGGGCGUUGCUGGUGGCUGAUGUUGUUGUAAACCUUCCCUGAUUUAAUAAAGUUUAAAAAAGCA
Molecule: messenger RNA, 3202 nt
Organism: Larimichthys crocea (large yellow croaker)
Lineage: Eukaryota; Metazoa; Chordata; Actinopteri; Sciaenidae
Product: ATP-binding cassette sub-family G member 2
Exons: 18
Coding region: 110-2038 (642 amino acids)
Biological process (GO): transmembrane transport
Cellular component (GO): plasma membrane
Molecular function (GO): ATP hydrolysis activity; ABC-type transporter activity; riboflavin transmembrane transporter activity
Source: RefSeq, a predicted model, not a curated record